AUGGCAAACUUCUCCAUUGAAUGGCUAUCCAAAAGUUUUUAUUCAACGCACAAGGAAACGGAGGAGGUUAAGAGAACCCGUCUUCCAGAUCCACCUAAACCCGGGACUUAUUCAAGUAUUGAAGUGCUUUCCAACGCCCCGGUGGACAGCUAUUCUCCGACCUCGCCGAACAAUAGCUGUGGCUACACGUCGGGCUCCGAGAGCGAGCAGGGGGAGGACAGCGAGGGGGAGGCCGGCCUCCACCGCAGGAUGAGGACCAAGUUCACAUCGGAGCAGAUCAACAGACUGGAAGACACCUUCGGCCGGCACAAGUACCUGGGCGCUACGCAGAGGAGGAAGAUCGCCGAGAAGCUUAGCCUAUCUGAAACUCAGGUGAAGACCUGGUUUCAGAACAGACGGAUGAAGUUGAAGCGAGACAUCCAGGACUCGCGCCCCGAGUUCUUCACUGCUCCGCCGGGUUUACUACCGCCUUUUCUGUACGCGCCCGCUCCUGCGUUUCAGCACCACCCGCUCGGCGGUCAGCUCCCUCUCUACAACUCUCGCGACGGCUCCCCUCAGCCAGUUCGCGGGCUCUCGUACCCCGCGCAACAGCUGGUGCACCAGCAGCACAUGCACCCGCUGGCUCCCCCCUACUACUAUUAAACCCCAGCGUGUUGAACACGUUGGCUUGAUGCUUUUACA
Gadus macrocephalus (Pacific cod) is the source of this 681-nucleotide messenger RNA. RefSeq names its product ventral expressed homeobox (gene ventx). The transcript is spliced from 3 exons. Gene Ontology annotation, molecular function: DNA binding; DNA-binding transcription factor activity, RNA polymerase II-specific. Lineage: Eukaryota; Metazoa; Chordata; Actinopteri; Gadiformes; Gadidae. Gene Ontology annotation, biological process: regulation of DNA-templated transcription. Bases 1 to 642 code for a protein of 213 amino acids. The record is from RefSeq and is a predicted model, not a curated record.